Physcomitrium patens is the source of this 2172-nucleotide messenger RNA. The record is from RefSeq and is a predicted model, not a curated record. Lineage: Eukaryota; Viridiplantae; Streptophyta; Bryopsida; Funariales; Funariaceae.
UGUGAUCGCUAGAAAUGAGGAAGGCGGAGGGGAAAUGCAAAAGAGAAGUGAAAGUUCCAUGCACCGGAAGUCCGCGUUGCCGUCGUAAUAGCCAAGUUGAAUGCUAAGUUGCGGGGCUGUUUCCCCUUCUGAACGACAUCGCGUAGAACGCCGCCGCGCUCUGACCUUGUGUGUGUGCGAAACUCAGCGUCGUGUGGUAGCGACAUCAUCCGCGGCAUUAUCUUGUUUGUUUGCAGCCAGAUUUAGUGUCAGAGUAGAGAUUUAACGUGCGAAGCGGCCGUACCCUGGAUGCCCUGGGAGCAUUGUUUGCUUGCUCGGUGUCGUGGCACGGGGAGUUGGUCGUUUGUUUGUGCGCUGUGGCUUUGGUGCUGGGUUUUGGCGAUGGGGUGGGAGAACGUGGAAGUGAUCUGGUGCAUGGCAGAGUGGAUGAAUGUAUAUGAGCUCGUUUGUGGGUGGAGUCUACUAGGUUAGCUUGCUGUGACAGGAGCUCGUCUUGUUGCGGGUAGCAUGGGUUGGGUUGAGCUUGGCUUGGACGAAGGAGUUGGGCGUUGCUGAGAACGGUAAGGUUUGGAUGGUUUUUUUGACCUUUUUUUCACUGCGGUGGUCGGGGUAUAAGAUUUGACUGAGCUGCGGAAAGAAGGGGUUGUCGGUAGAGUCGCCGCCUUCGGGCGAUGAAUAGUGUAGCUCAGGUUUGCAGGGGCUUUGUGUAAAGAAGUAUCACACUAGGACAAGAAUAGGAGGAAAGCAGAAGAGAUGGGUUUGAAGACUAAUCUUGUGUAUUAUGCAUCGGUGUCGAGGGACAAUGUUGUGCUUGCGGAGCAUCAGAAUUCGAAGGAGGAUCCGGUAACAUCAGAGGCUGCUGUAGGGUGCCUUCAGCAAGUGCCACCCUACCACAACCAGUUCACGUAUACGAUUAAGCAGCGGAUGUUCAUCUUUCUGAUAGACGGCGCAUUUAAAUACUGUGCAAUUAUAGACGAGGCCUUAGGGAAGCUUAAGGGCUUGGGGUUUCUAGAGCAAGUGAGGAUCGAGUUCAAGCGGGUUCUUCAUUCUCGCAAUAUUGAUGGCUAUCAAUUGGAAAGAAAUGCUUUGGUUAGCGAUUUUUCUGGGGUUUUCAAAUCUUUAGUGCGGCCUCUUGUGGGUGUGCCGCAAAAAGAGGUCGAUUUGGACGACGGGAACCACCAUGCAAUUUCCAAUGAUGAGACCGUCUUGAGCCCGUCCGAUUCUCCCCGGGCCGAACGUUCAAAUGGCGAUGGUGUGUCGCCGCUCACUAAGAGCAUUCAUCCGAAAACCGACAAAAAGGACCAUCAGCUAAAAUCGGGGUUUCUUACACAGGUCAUUCAGGUGAAGGAGAUUAUGAUGACGAAAAAAAACCAGAAAUAUGAAGGGGAUGGCACCUCCUCCAACAUGGAUCUCAACAACAAGAAGCUCAGGGCUCGGGAGUUGGCGUCCAAAAUGUGGUGGCGCAACGUGAAGUUUGUUUUGGUUCUCGAUCUCAUCGUUUGUUGCGUUCUGUUUGCUAUCUGGCUGGGCAUCUGCCGCGGGUUCAAGUGUGUACAUAGAUGAUAACUUUUGUGUCCUGAUACACAUUCUUUUCCAUCUUCAUGCAAUCAUCAGCUUGCUCCUUGUUAUCCUUCGUGACUAGACACAAGCUGGAGCCAAGGCAAUGGCGUUCUUUUAUUUACCUCAGCCACAUGUGUUAGGAUUUGAGAUCGAAAUCCAUCAAGAGUGGCCAGCUACUGAAGCUCUUCAAUCCUCACUCUCGAUUCACUGUUCGCACUAAAGAAGUUUAGUACGCUUGAAUUAGCGUCAGGACAUUGAGAGGAGAAUGUACAGAGGUGAAAGUCCAGGUAAUGCUAAAUAUGAUGCAGAAUUUCAGCGGCUUGCUUUCCACUGAAAUGAACCCUUUUCAGUGAGCAGAGUGUGAGGGUUUUAGUCGAGCCCAAUGGCUUAGAAUAUUUUAUCUGAGCUGUUCUACUGUACAUGUAGAGGCACUGAAUUCUAUGCUCGUCGAAGCACUCAGCAGCUGUGUCUGUGCUUGGGCUUUUGAUGACCAUCUUAUUUGAUCUUUACUCUAGAACGCCGUCUCCAUGUAGGAGCAUUUUCAUCUUUGAUAUACAAAGAUUUUUGUUGCAUUUUGAGUUUUAGGUGACAGCUUGUUAACUGUUUUUUCCA